CCCUCUUUUUUUCUUCUUUCUUUCUAUUUCUCUCUCUUUGUGUAUCAAAUUUUGGGUGGUAUUUAAAUAGCACCUAUUUUUAAUUAGAAAUUGUAAGCACCCUUUUUUUUUUAUAUAUAAUUAUUUUUAACAAGAAAAAUUUUUUAUAAAAAGAUUACACAAGAUUCUUUUUUUACCAUCGUUACUAUAGAAAUUUAGACUUCUUUUUCAACUUUAUAUACUAUGGGUCGCAAAAAGAUCAAGAUUCAACCCAUUAAGGACGAUCGUAAUAGACAGGUCACUUUCUUAAAAAGAAAACACGGUCUUAUGAAGAAGGCAUACGAGUUGAGUGUCUUGUGUGAUUGUGAAAUAGCCUUGAUCAUAUUUAACAACAGUGGGAAACUUGUUCAAUAUGCAAGUACAGACAUUGAUAAAAUACUGAUGAAAUAUACAGAGUAUAAUGAACCUCAUGAAAGUAAAUCAAACCAAGAUUUUAUCAACUCAAAUGAUCAAGAGGAUUCAAUAAAAGACGAAGAUGAGGAUCAUGCCGAAGAAGAACCACAAGCAAAUGAGAUGAAAAAAAACAAUGCCAUGGCUACCAUGGUAACUGUACCAACACAAGCUACAAAUUAUAAGCCCGGCAACGCGCCUCCAAGUCAUUUGCCACAUCCUCCUACUAUCCCGCCACAAAUGUACUAUUCACAACAACCGCAACAACACCAUGGUCAUCACCCACAACAGCCACCACAACCACAAAUGCGCUAUAAUAGUAAUCAUAUGCAACAGGGUUAUGAUAUGUAUGGUAUUCAACCACAACCACCACAACCACCAAUGUAUAUGCUUGGUAAUAGUAUACCAUCUCAUCCUCAACCUUAUCCUAUCUUACCUGCUCAGACGCAACCACAACAAACACAACAGCCUUAUUAUCCUCAAGCGUAUUCUGUAUCUCCUCAACCUUCUGCUCAGCAUAGUAGACAGCCUUCAUUCCAAUAUAGUUCUAUAAGUAAUGUCUCAUCACCCAAUCCAAGUAGUAAUAAUGGCCCUGCCAGUCCUGCUAUGUCAACCCAUAGUAAUAUAAGCACAGGUAAAAAACCACCCAAGUUACGUGUACAAAUACCAGACACGGGUGAUAAGACACCGCCUGCCGCCAAUGAUACAACAAAGCAUCAACAUCAUGUCUCUGUUUCUUCUAUUGCUUCGGAAAAGGAAGAAAAUAAAGAACAACAGCCCAAGACAACAUUACCUCCUCCUCCUCCUCCUCCUCCUCAAUCACAACAACCAAUCACGAGUAAUGCAUAUUACAAUAGGCCAGGAUUAUCUGAACCAGGACCACCUUCAGCACUCCCUUCACAAUUUGCACAAAACUUGCCUUCACCCUCUACAUUUUAUCCUGAAUUUUAUCAACAGAAUGAAUUGCCUAGCCCAUUAAAUUUCAAUUCAACGCCUGUUGCAGCAAAUAAUAAUGGAAACAGUAAUGCAUUCCCUUGGCCGCCUGGCGGUCAAAGGGAUUAUAGACCUUCUCCUUUAAAGCCUGAAUUACUGGAUAAUAAACGCGGAUUUGAAGAGAAUAACGAUACUGAAAGAACCAAUCUAAAGAAACCAAAAUCAUGAAAAUUUUUUUAAAAAAUUACAUAAAAAUUAU
Gilbertella persicaria is the source of this 1621-nucleotide messenger RNA. RefSeq lists its product as uncharacterized. Gene Ontology annotation, biological process: positive regulation of transcription by RNA polymerase II. Gene Ontology annotation, molecular function: DNA-binding transcription factor activity, RNA polymerase II-specific; RNA polymerase II cis-regulatory region sequence-specific DNA binding; protein dimerization activity. NCBI's taxonomy places the organism in Eukaryota, Fungi, Mucoromycota, Mucoromycetes, Mucorales, Choanephoraceae. The transcript has 4 exons. The coding region runs from base 223 to 1590 and encodes 455 amino acids. The record is from RefSeq and is a predicted model, not a curated record.